AGCUUUGGUCCCUCUGCUGACAUAACGUAACAACAAAAACAAAUCUCCAAUUAACUUGAUACAAUGAACAAAUGCAUUAAAAGCCAGCCCCACCGCCGGCUACUGUUUACACAACUAUCCCGCUGCUAUGCCGCCGCGCAGUCAUCACCUGCGGGACCCGAGAAGGCGGCGGCCAUCGGUGGCAGUGGGCUGGCUAACAAGCCCGAUCCGCAGGACAUAAAAUGUGACUACAUUGGUCCACCGGAUACCCAGUCCAACCUGCGACCAUAUGUGCGUCACUAUGACGACAGCGAGACGCCGUUGGCGAGGAGUUUGCGGCUCAAACGCACCGAGGUGGAGGCCUGGAACGUGGACUUUUGGACGCGGCACAACAAGCGCUUCUAUGAGGAGAAGGACGAUUUUGUGCGCCUGCACAAGGAGAUCGGCACCGACGAGGUCUCCGCGGACCAGAUGAGUGAGUUCUACAAGUCGUUCCUGGACAAGAACUGGCGCAUCCACCUGAUGUACAACAUCUCCUGGUACCUCAAGAACUUCGACAUCCUCACUUUGGCCGCCGGUGUACAGCUGCAGCGCCUUGUGGCGCGUGCCAAGCCACGAUCAUAGACAGUAGCCUCUAGCCGUAGACUCCCAUUUGUUUAAUUGUUAUUGAAGUCUAGAACAUAAACAAUCCCCGAGUUAAGUUUGCAUAUCUCUCGUCUUUGUAAUCCAGAGCAUAAGGUUUUAGUUCCCGGCAAUGUAUAGGUUUUGUUCUUGCAUUGGAAAACCGCUCUUUAUAGGAUUUAUCUUCGUGUUUAGGCAGAUUUAGCAAAGAAAACCCAUAUGCUAUAGAAUAAAAAAUGGUACUUAAUUAAA
This is a messenger RNA of Drosophila serrata, 852 nucleotides long. It is a transcript of the gene Coa8, whose product is annotated as Cytochrome c oxidase assembly factor 8. The record is from RefSeq and is a predicted model, not a curated record. Lineage: Eukaryota; Metazoa; Arthropoda; Insecta; Diptera; Drosophilidae. Gene Ontology annotation, cellular component: mitochondrion. Gene Ontology annotation, biological process: intrinsic apoptotic signaling pathway.